AAACUACAACUCCCAUCACACACCACAGCCGGCUCCCUCCUCCUCCCUCUUCUUCCCCUUCAGCCUGCGGCCGGGCGGCGCUGGGCUUUUAUCUGCGGACCCGGUGGGAGGGAGCCAGAUCCCAGCGAUCUUCCCCGACGGCAGUGCUUUGUCCGGAGGCGGCCGGCGGCUCGUAGCAGGGUUCAGGUCUGCGUCCACGCCAGCCCAGAGCCCGGGGGCCAGGGGUCUGUCCCGGGCGCACCGAGAGGAUGGUCAUCCGCGUGUUCAUCGCCUCUUCUUCGGGCUUCGUGGCGAUAAAGAAGAAGCAGCAAGAUGUGGUUAGAUUUCUGGAAGCCAACAAGAUAGAGUUUGAGGAGGUGGAUAUCACAAUGUCAGAAGAACAGAGGCAGUGGAUGUACAAAAAUGUCCCCCCGGAAAAGAAACCCACUCAGGGCAACCCCCUGCCCCCUCAGAUAUUUAAUGGCGACCGAUACUGUGGAGAUUAUGACAGUUUUUUUGAAUCCAAGGAAAGCAACACAGUCUUUUCAUUUUUAGGCCUGAAACCACGGUUGGCAUCAAAGGCAGAACCUUAGAGAAGAAGAGUGGAAGAUGACGGAGAUGCAUUUUGAAGCACCCCCUGGUACUCAGCACACACAUGCUUACCUAAUGCAUCACUGUGACAAAAGCCACACGCAUUAUCAGUAACUUUGCUUGCCACAGAAAAGGUGUUUUUGAAAGAUGUGGAUAUAAUGAGAAUUGCAUGAUUGCUUUAAACCAAAUCAGGUGGUGGUUUUUUUUUUCUUAUUUUAUUUGCCUGCAGUUGCCUCACUCACCUGGAAAUACCGUCACCUGUUACAGGUGUACUUUCUUAAUGACUGAAGGAUAAGUGGGUGGCACCAUCAGAGAGAAAAUGUUGAAUCUGCCCUAGGUUACAGGAGAUGCCGGAAUUGCGUAAACCCACUUAUCUUUAAGCUUCCUGGAUUGCAUCUUUGAAAUUUGUCUGCCAAGUUGUUAGAAUCUUUGAAUCAGAAGGAAAAAAAGCAGCGCUGUUUGACAAAGGGUGUUGAAGAUUUUUGCUGCAGAAUCACUUACAAACAUCACGGUUCCUGUGCUUUGUAAUAACACCUGGUGAAAAAGUUAGCUAUACUAGAUUUGUUUUAGUAAUGGAAACUCUUACCCCUGUAUAUUAUCCAAGCUCCUUCAGAUGUUUCCAGAAAUCACUGUUGUAACAUCAAGUGAUCAGAACUAAGUUAUUGGGAUGACAAUAAUUGCUAUUUGAAAUACAUGCUUCUUUAUUUCUUGCAAGGGGCAAGUUUCAUCCAAAUGCCUAAGACUGCUUGAAAGAUAUAUUUUAAGUGGUGCACUAAUUAGAUAGUAAAUUUAUAGGAAAAUUGUCUCAUAAGUGUCUGAAGGCAUUUUCAGCUCUAGCAAUUUAUUUAUAAUACAUAAGUAUUCAUAUAUAUUUUUAAUGCAGCUCCCCUGACAGGCAGCUGCUGCUUCUAUUUUGUGAAGGGACUAUAUUUUUUGAGAAAGGAAAAUUUCAGUUAGAUAUAUUUUGUGAACCCUUGAUUAGACAUAUUAAAACAUACCAAUAUUGUAGUAAAA
Rhinopithecus roxellana (golden snub-nosed monkey) is the source of this 1584-nucleotide messenger RNA. RefSeq names its product SH3 domain binding glutamate rich protein like 2 (gene SH3BGRL2). The record is from RefSeq and is a predicted model, not a curated record. The transcript has 4 exons. NCBI's taxonomy places the organism in Eukaryota, Metazoa, Chordata, Mammalia, Primates, Cercopithecidae. The coding region runs from base 249 to 572 and encodes 107 amino acids. Gene Ontology annotation, cellular component: cytoplasm.